Phragmites australis (common reed) is the source of this 4716-nucleotide messenger RNA. RefSeq names its product type I inositol polyphosphate 5-phosphatase 5-like. Gene Ontology annotation, biological process: phosphatidylinositol dephosphorylation. NCBI's taxonomy places the organism in Eukaryota, Viridiplantae, Streptophyta, Magnoliopsida, Poales, Poaceae. The record is from RefSeq and is a predicted model, not a curated record. The transcript is spliced from 19 exons. Gene Ontology annotation, molecular function: inositol-polyphosphate 5-phosphatase activity; oxidoreductase activity, acting on paired donors, with incorporation or reduction of molecular oxygen; iron ion binding. The coding region runs from base 1534 to 4320 and encodes 928 amino acids.
GCUCUAUGGACAACCAUCCACCUUAAGGAAUAGUUUUUUUUAUACACCUUAAGGAAUAAGUUGGUGGAGAAAUAUGAGAUUUUCGUUAUAAAAAAAGACAAAGACUAUUUGUUAGUCUGGGACCAUCGUUGCCCUCUGGAUCUCUCGUGCAAUAACUCGUCAUCACCAUUUUAAAAUGGCCAUGAUGCAUGGUCCCCCGCUAACUCUCGGUGGUCUCGUCUCUAAUGAUAGGGAUAAUAAUCACGUCCUUUCAGCUAGCUACUAGUCUCAUACUCAAAUUAAAAUUUUCUUUUAUGUUGUGUGAGUGCAUAUGUACAAUGAUAUUUAAAAAAAAUCAUAGAUUUCUUUCGCCGAUGGACCAGCAUUGAGUUUCCUACACAGAUUUGCGGUUCUGCACUGUCCAAUUGCGCUACAGCGCUCGCUCGCGCAUUCCGUUAUCGAGCCUCCAUGUCACACCGAACGGUGGCCUCGCAGAGAGUGUCCGAGUGACCUGACAAAUUUUGCAGUGGCUGAGGUUAUGAGUUCAAAUCAUCACAUAGACGUCCAAUCCCGACCUCAGCAUCAUACGGGUAGCUCGACUCGACCUACUGCUUACUAUGACUCAUAAUGCCUCUCUCCACGUUCUAGAGCUCACUAACACAAUGAUAAAAAGGUAAACUGACAGUCUGGAACUCCGGAUCGGUGAGGAUUAGGUCAAAUCCUUGCGGAUGAUUAGGAAAAAAAAAAACAAAAGAGAGCAAGGGCGAACUCAGAAUCAGAUACUCUGGUAGCCAAUGGAAGUCCUUGAACCCUUUUUUUUUUUUGCCAUGAGCGAGGAAGACGAAGAAGAGAGAGAUGGAUGAGCUCUCCAUCUGGCUCCUGUGGCUCCUCUGCAUCCUACCUACGAAAAGGGGUAGGUUAAUCUUGGUCUGCUCCAUCUAAAAAAAACUUGCUCAACCCAACCCACACGCCAAAUUGCACUGGAUUGACUCAUGGCAGCUCGUCCUCACCACACCCGCGCUCGCGAGGAUUCACGGCAAGGCAUGGAUGGAGGCAUAGAGCGGUAUAAAUUGCACUGGGUUGACUCAUGGCAGCUCGUCCUCACCACGAGGUCGCAGCUCCCAACCCAACCCACACGCCAAAUCCAAUCCCAGUCAACCACCACCACCACCACCACGCGCACCGUGCUCACGCCGCUGCCGCUCCUAAACAACUGCUGAAUCCCACCAAGGGCCCACGCUUCGCUGUACAGUUGUCGCCGCUGAGUAGUUUAGUCCUUUCGGAGGGGGGCGGCCCGGAUGGCCGUGUCCUCGUGGGGUUCCCGCAGACCCAGUCCCGGGUUUGAGGUGUCUCUUCGCCGCCGCCGCUCCUUCUGGUUGCGGGGAAUGGUUGCGGAGUUGUUGGAUUCUCGGCUGGGGUUUUAGGGUCUCCUGGCCGGCUCUUGGCCUGGGGAAGCGGAGGUUCUUGCUGGCGGCCGGAUUUGGUGCCGGAACUGCUGAAUGACUUGAAUUCAGGGAGGGGGAAGCUUCCAUUUUCUUUCGACUUCAAAAGGGGAUGGCCUUGUCAAAUGAUGGAAAGAUAAAGGGCUGUCAGCCGAAGCUUUUUGGGACAAAAGAUAAGAAAGUCGCAAAGAAGGCAGACCGUGCAAGCUGCUCCACAGUUAAGUGCGAAUCAAGCAGCUCGAAGUCACCAUCUUCGUCUCCCUUCCGAAAACUUUCAGAAGUUAGGAGCAUACGUCUCAGCCAUUUUCUAGCCCACUCUUCGAAUGCUACAAAAUCUGAACAUGUCAGGCUAUUUGUCGCCACGUGGAAUGUUGGAGGAAAAGCACCCACCGCAGAGUUGAAAUUGGAUGACUUUCUUCCUUCUGAUGACCACUCAGAUAUUUAUGUUUUAGGUUUUCAGGAAAUUGUCCCUCUCAAUGCUGGUAAUGUGCUUGUGAUAGAAGACAAUGAACCAGCUACAAGAUGGCUUGCCCUUAUAAACCGUGUUCUAAAUCAACCAGUGGACACUGAUGCUGAUAUCUUUCAGCACAAGCCGUCUUACUCCGUUGAUUCAACUUCAGACCUUGAUGCUUCAUUCUCCAACUGCUCAAGAACAGCUAGCGGUUCUGUAAUCUUCCAAAAGUCCUUGAAAUCCAUCAGGAAAUCUUACAUGCCAUCCCGGAGAAAACAGCUCAAAUUCUGCAAUUGCCCAGUGGAAAUGACCAAGAAAUCCUACAAAGACGCUUGCUUUCGAUGCCCACAAGCAUAUGCUAAUGAAAUGGACUCUUCAGAAGAGGAUGAAGUGGAUGACAAAUUGAAUGAUGUUUAUGGUCUUACUGUUGAUGGAAUUCCUUCGGCUGCUUCUGCCUCCAGGGACCAGCUAAAAUAUAACCUCAUAUCUUGCAAACAAAUGGUUGGUAUUUUUGUCACAGUAUGGGCAAAGAAAGAACUAGUGCAGCAUAUAGGCCAUUUGAGAACAUCUUGUGUCGGUCGUGGAAUAAUGGGCUAUCUUGGAAACAAGGGAUGUAUAUCAGUUAGCAUGACACUGUACCAGACGAGCUUUUGUUUCAUCUGCAGCCAUUUGGCUUCAGGUGAGAAAGAAGGUGAUGAGUUGAGGCGGAAUUUAGAUGUAUUAGAGAUUCUGAGGCUCACACAAUUUCGAAGGAUUUGCAGAAGAGCUGGGCGAAGAAUCCCUGAAAAAAUUCUUGACCAUGAUCGGGCAUUAUGGUUGGGGGAUCUCAACUACCGUAUUUCCUUGAGCUACGAAGAUACCAAGAGACUUCUGACUGGAAAUAAUUGGGAUGCCCUUUUUGAAAAGGAUCAGCUCAAUAUCCAGCGCGUGUCUGGAAGAGUGUUCAAGGGGUGGAGUGAGGAGAAGAUAUAUUUUGCUCCCACAUACAAGUACUCUUGUAACUCAGAUUCUUAUGCUGGAGAGACUGCCUCAUCAAAGAAAAAGAGGAGAACCCCAGCCUGGUGUGAUAGAAUACUGUGGCAUGGAGGUGGUAUUGUGCAGUUAUCCUACUUCCGAGGGGAGUCUAAAUUUUCUGACCAUCGUCCUGUCUGUGGAACCUAUAUCGUUGAGGUUGAAAUACUAGAUGGCAAAUCAAAGAGGGGCUUAUCAAAUACUAACAUUAGAAUUGGUGCUGAAGAGCUGUUACCGACAAGUCAGAAUGAUGUGCUGGGACCUGAAUCAUCUAUUAAAGCUAUGAGUAGGUUUUUGAGUGAUGAACACGAUACUGCAGAGCCUUCACAUGGACGCUCGGCGGUGCGGAUCUGUCACUACUCGAUACACGUGGAACGUGGCGACUACUUCCAACGGGCCACUCGCCGCCGCCGUCCCCGCACCACCGCGCGCCGCCGCCCCCUCUCUUCCUGCAGAACAGGUGAUCUCCCGCGAGCGAGAGAGAGAGAGAGAGAGAGAGGCUUCUCGGUUGCAAUGGCGAAGCCAUGGGCGGGGGCUCGCCCUCCUGCCUUCGUGCGGUUCCUCCUCCUCUACCUCGCUCUCCUCAUCAGCCGUGCCAGCGCUGCAGGGGGAGGCGGCAGGGGCAGCUCGGUGUACCCGGCGGCGGUCGUGUACCCGCCUCACUCCCGUCAGAUCUCCUGGAAACCCAGGGUGUUCCUGUACCAGCACUUCCUCAGCGACGACGAGGCCAACCACCUCAUCUCUCUCGCGAGAGCGGAGCUCAAGAGGUCAGCGGUCGCUGAUAACAUGUCCGGCAAGAGCACGCUGAGCGACGUCCGCACCAGCUCUGGCACCUUCAUCAGGAAGGCCCAGGAUCCAAUUGUUGCUGGUAUAGAGGACAAAAUUGCUGCGUGGACAUUCCUUCCAAAAGAAAAUGGUGAAGAUAUCCAAGUCCUAAGAUAUAAGCGUGGGGAGAAGUAUGAACCACACUAUGAUUACUUCACCGACAAUGUAAACACUCUCCAUGGUGGUCAUCGCACAGCUACUGUUCUUAUGUAUUUAACUGAUGUAGCAGGAGGGGAAACAGUGUUUCCCUUAGUUGAGGAGUUUGACGACGCUAAAGAUGCAACCUUGUCAGAAUGUGCUCAGAAAGGCAUUGCAGUGAAACCACGAAAAGGGGAUGCUCUCCUUUUCUUCAACCUUUGCCCAGAUGGUACCACGGAUUCAUUGAGCCUUCAUGCUGGAUGCCCAGUCAUAAAGGGUGAGAAAUGGUCUGCUACAAAGUGGAUUCGCGUAGCUUCAUUCGACAAGGUUUACCACACGCAAGGGAAUUGCACCGAUGAGAACGAGAGCUGUGUGAAAUGGGCGGCCCUGGGAGAGUGCACAAAGAACCCAGAGUACAUGGUGGGAACUGCAGCAUUGCCGGGUUACUGCAGGAGGAGCUGCAACGUGUGCUAGCGUCAGUGCCAGAAUUUGAAAAAUUGAUGGUAAUGGCUUUUUGGGAUCAGAUGAGCAGGUUAAAGUAAACCGAGAUCUUUGGCAAGGUCUUGAUUCGGUAUUGGUUUUAUUUUCUGAUUCCCGGCCUUCAUUGGUAACCAGGCAGGAAUUAGAAGCCAAAUCUUUGCUAGUACUUAGUGUCCAUAACCUAUGCUAGAUGGAGAUGCACAUUGUCGACGCAACCUAAUUUCCAUUCAAGAACAAGUGUAUCUAUUUUUACUCUUUUUCUCUCACACAAUUUGUUAGAGUGGUUGAGCCCGCUAGCUCAUGAAUGGCUAGUUCAUUCCAGAAUUUACAAACAUCUGGAUUGAUUUCUAUCUGUAGUCCUUGUGACCUCUGGAAAUUCCUUUGAACUCA